Andrographis paniculata is the source of this 816-nucleotide messenger RNA. RefSeq names its product superoxide dismutase [Cu-Zn] 2. The transcript is spliced from 6 exons. Gene Ontology annotation, biological process: removal of superoxide radicals. Gene Ontology annotation, molecular function: superoxide dismutase activity; copper ion binding. The record is from RefSeq and is a predicted model, not a curated record. NCBI's taxonomy places the organism in Eukaryota, Viridiplantae, Streptophyta, Magnoliopsida, Lamiales, Acanthaceae. The coding region runs from base 46 to 537 and encodes 163 amino acids.
GAUGGUGGCUUCGUCUCUUGGAGGGAAUAAUCAAUCAAUAAAAACAUGGGGACGGUGAAAGCGGUGGCCAUCAUCUCCGGCGGCAUCGACAGCAAAGUCAAAGGCUUCAUCCAGUUCACUCAGGAUACAGCUACUGCCGGCAAUUUUAGUACUACCCAGGUGACAGGAAGAAUCAGCGGCCUGACUCCCGGCCUUCAUGGAUUUCAUAUCCAUGCUUUCGGAGACACUACCAACGGCUGCAAUUCCACUGGGUCUCAUUUCAAUCCAUUGAUGAAGGAUCAUGGAUCUCCAGAGGAUGUAGAGCGUCAUGCAGGUGAUCUAGGGAACAUUUUGGCUGCCUCAGAUGGGGUUGCUGAAAUAUCAAUCACUGACAGGCAGAUCCCAAUGAUUGGCCAGCAUUCCAUCGUGGGAAGAGCUGUUGUUGUGCAUGCUGAUCCUGAUGACCUGGGAAAAGGAGGACAUGAACUAAGCAAGACAACUGGCAAUGCAGGUGCAAGAGUUGGAUGCGGUAUCAUUGGCCUUCAGUCAUCUGUUUAGAUAUGAACUCGGAGCAAAUAACAAGUACUGUGUAAGUCGACGACGAUAGUAAGCCUUUUGACCUCAAGUCAUUUACUUGUUAUUUGGUUUUAGUUAUUGAACUUCCCAUGUGAUGAAUCAAGGCUAUACAAGAGUUGUAAAAAAAUGCCCAAUUAGUAACCAACCAUAUAAAUAAUUUUUGUGCAUAUUGUAUAAUUUUAAUGCCAAGUGAUUAAGCAAAUCCUACAAAAGGUUAUCCCUUUACUUUACACUUUUGAUUUUGGAUCUACAAUCAACAAA